AUGUCUGUCCGGAGGAACGUGCGUCUACGCCGCGAGUACCUCUACCGCAAGGGUCUCGAAGGCAAGGAACGCGCGCUAUAUGACCACAAGCAGCAGCUCAAGGAGGCUGUGCGCAAUGGCAAGGCCAUUCCGACGGAGCUGCGCAGCGCCGAGAAGAGUCUGCGCUAUGAGAUGGAGUACGAGGACGAAGCCCACGAGAAGCCGCUCAGCCAUAUCGACGACGAGUACAAAAACGCGGGCAUGUUCGAUCCCAAGAUUGCGAUCACUACGUCGCGUGAGCCGAGCUCGAGGCUCAAGCAAUUUGCACAGGAGAUUCGUCUUAUCUUCCCCAAUGCCAUUCGACUUAAUCGCGGCGCGCACACUGUCGGCGACUUGGUGGAAAGUGCGAGAGCAAACGACUUUACCGAUCUGAUAUUGGUCACAGAGACCCGUGGCGAGCCAGACGGUCUUGUGGUAUGUCAUCUACCGUACGGACCGACAGCUUACUUCUCACUCAGCAGUACGGUGCUGCGCCACGACAUUGAAGAGCGCGCUACCGUUUCCGAGGCAUACCCGCACCUCAUCAUUAACCAGUUUGAGACGCCCCUUGGCAAGCGCGUUGCUAAUAUUCUGAAGCACUUGUUUCCAGUCCCGAAGCCUGAUGCCAAGCGCGUUAUCACACUCUCAAAUGACAAUGACUUUGUGUCGUUCCGGCACCACGUGUUCAAGGUGGUGGGGCGUGAAGUGGAGCUGCAGGAGUGUGGACCUCGCUUUGAGCUGCAACUGUACCAGGUAAAGCUUGGUACACUCGACCAGAAAGAGGCAGAGAAUGAGUGGGUCUUGCGGCCGUACAUGAACUCUGCCAAGAAGCGCCGUGUGUUGUAG
Messenger RNA from Hyaloperonospora brassicae, 864 nucleotides. The record is from the annotation of a GenBank genome assembly. Lineage: Eukaryota; Oomycota; Peronosporomycetes; Peronosporales; Peronosporaceae.